Molecule: messenger RNA, 819 nt
Organism: Auxenochlorella protothecoides
Lineage: Eukaryota; Viridiplantae; Chlorophyta; Trebouxiophyceae; Chlorellales; Chlorellaceae
Exons: 4
Coding region: 1-819 (272 amino acids)
Source: RefSeq, a predicted model, not a curated record
AUGAAAGCUGUCAAUCGAUUUGUCAGCUUCUUCCGGUGCUGCACCAACGGGAAUGAGCCCAAUGGGGACCAGUACUUGCAGCCCCUAAAUCUAUUCAACCCACGGUCGGGCGUAUCAGUGGAGGACCUGGUGGAGCAGAGCUCGGCCGCCAGGGAGAAGCUAUGGAGCAGUCUGGGCACCCUCGAGCCCUUUGCCCUGAGCCAGAACCUCUCUGCAGCAGCUGCCACGGGUCCCAAGUGGCCAGCCCUUCAGCAAAGCUUCCGGCUGAUCCAUCGCCCCAACGGCUCCGUCCUCCUGGUCAGCGACGGCCUGUCGGACCCCUUUGACGACGUGCAAGAGAGUGGUGGCAACGUGAACGGCUACUCCCUGGAGUUCUUCAUCGAGACCCCCGCCUCGGAGCUGGGCACCUCCCCCGCGGACGUGAAGGCCAGCUGGCAGUUCCAGCUGCUGUUCACGGUGAGCCAGCUGGCGGCGGGGCACGGCUCCAUCCGCUCCAUCAUCGAUGACAUGGAGCUGCUGUCCACAGAGGCCGAGGGCGUGGCCGAGGCGGUGCCUGAGGCGGCGCGCGGGGCCCACGUCAACCGCGCGGGGCGCGUGGGGGCGCUGCUCGGCCUCCACGACCCCAGCAUGGGCAUCCCUGCCUUCAUCCCCAACAUGCCGCUGACGGAUGUGAGGCUGGUCAACAUCAAGCUCAUCUCCCUGGCGGAGCUGAAGCUGAUCACCGACCGGGGGGCGCACGGCCGGAGGCGGCUGGCGGAGCUGUUUGCCGCGCAGCCCGGCGCCCUGAUCAGCUCGCUGGAGAGGCCCUCGGUCCUCUGA